Messenger RNA from Pistacia vera, 1722 nucleotides. RefSeq names its product UDP-glycosyltransferase 83A1-like. Gene Ontology annotation, molecular function: UDP-glycosyltransferase activity. Lineage: Eukaryota; Viridiplantae; Streptophyta; Magnoliopsida; Sapindales; Anacardiaceae. The coding region runs from base 15 to 1403 and encodes 462 amino acids. The transcript has 2 exons. The record is from RefSeq and is a predicted model, not a curated record.
AGCAGAAAAUUAAAAUGAGUCGUCCACAUGUCCUGGUAAUACCUUUUCCAGCACAAGGCCAUGUAAUUCCUUUCCUUGAGCUUUCACAGUGCUUAGCGAAGCAAGGCCUCAGUGUCACAUUUGUAAACACAGAUCAUAAUCACAAACGGGUCAUCAACGCAUUGCAGGAAAAGAAGCAUGUAGGAGAUGAUCAAGAAAUCCGCCUGGUAUCGAUUCCAGAUGGAUUGGAACCCUGGGAGGAUAGAAAUGAUAUAGGCAAGUUAUGGGAUUCACUUGCAGAGGCGAUGCCUGGGAAGCUGGAAGAGCUCAUACAAGAGAUGAACAACAAAGAGGAAGAUGAAAAGAUCACUUGUGUUAUUGCUGAUCUGCAUGUUGGAAUGGUACUGCAAGUAGCAGAGAAACUGAAAAUUAAGCGGGCUGCGUUUUUGUCGACAGGAGUGGUGGCUUUGGCCUUGUACCACCAUAUUCCCAAAAUGAUUGAUGAUGGAAUCAUUAACAAAGAUGGAACUACGACCUACAGUCGACAUAUGAUACAGUUGGGACCAAACAUGCCUACAAUCAGCUUUGCAGAAUUUAUCUGGAAAAUCGGUGACUUAAUUAGCCAGAGAAAGAUUUUUCAACUUAUUGUUAAGGCCACAGAAGGUACACAAAUGACAGCUGACUACCUGAUUUGCAACACAAUGUAUGACCUUGAGCCUGAAGCAUUCAACUUGGUUCCGAACAUUUUUCCAAUUGGACCUCUUUUAGCGAGCAACCGACAAGGAAAUUCAGCGGGAUACUUCUGGCCAGAAGACUCAAGUUGCUUGAAAUGGCUGGAUCAACAGGAACCUAAAUCUGUCAUUUAUGUUGCAUUUGGCAGCUUGACAGUUUUUAACAAGAUCCAAUUCCAGGAGCUGGCACUAGGACUUGAACUCACCAACAGGCCAUUCCUGUGGGUUGUGAGGCCGGAUAUUACUGAGGAUGCAAAUCAAGCCUACCCAGAAGGCUUUCAAGCCAGGGUAGCCAGUCGUGGCCGGGUGGUGGAUUGGGCACCUCAACAGAAGAUUUUGAGUCACCCUUCCAUUGCCUGCUUCUUCAGUCAUUGUGGUUGGAAUUCCACCAUGGAAGGUGUAAGCAACGGGCUUCCUUUCUUGUGCUGGCCGUACUUUGGUGACCAAUUCAUUAAUGAGAGCUACAUUUGUGAUAUUUGGAAGGUAGGAUUGAAAUUUAACAGAGAAAAAGCUAAGAUCAUCACACCAGAAGAAAUUAAGAGCAAGGUAGAUCAAGUGCUUGGUGAUGAAAAUUUCAAAGCAAGAGCUUCGGAACUCAAAGAAACUGCAUUGAAAAGUGUCAAAGAAGGGGGUUUAUCUGACAAGAAUUUCAAGAAGUUCAUUGAAUGGAUAAGGACCCAAGAAAUGGAAUAAGAUACCUUGAUAUUAAUGGAUCAUUCCUUUGAAGAUUCGUUCAAGUAAAAGAGCUCUCGUGGUGGUCUAGAUUUUCUCCUCGAACAAACAAACUUGUCAUUGUCGUGUAAUAUGUUGGUAGGUUCUCUCUGCGCUAAACUUACGUCUUCUGUGGAAAGAAUUUAAUUUCAAAGCUUGAAAUCAAGGUUCAUUAAAAAAUAAUCAUGGAUUAAUUAAGGCUAAUGAUAUUCACCUACAUUAAGCUGACCUGUUUCCCAGGCAAUUGAAAGUUUGAAACUGAGCGUUAUAAAGACCAAAAUUACAGCCAAACAGGUCAGUA